Molecule: messenger RNA, 1023 nt
Organism: Cryptomeria japonica (Japanese cedar)
Lineage: Eukaryota; Viridiplantae; Streptophyta; Pinopsida; Cupressales; Cupressaceae
Product: phospholipase A1-Igamma1, chloroplastic-like
Exons: 2
Coding region: 1-1023 (340 amino acids)
Biological process (GO): lipid metabolic process
Molecular function (GO): glycerophospholipase activity
Source: RefSeq, a predicted model, not a curated record
AUGGCCGUAUUUCCAUUGCCCCAGCUUGAAGAUAAUGCUGUAUUAUUACCCAGUUCCCAAACUAACUCAACGCAGCCUCAGCUAUGUGACGUAUGGAGAGAUAUACAAGGUGCCCAUAAUUGGAAUGGUUUGCUUGAUCCCAUGGUUCCCAAUUUGAAAGCUGAAGCUCUCAGAUAUGGGAAUUUGGCACAGCUUUGUUACGACGCAUUUGAUGGCAAAAGCUACUCCAAAAACUACGGCACAUGUUAUCACAGUAAAAGAGAUCUGUUCAAUAAGAUGGGCAUGUCUGAAAGUGGCUACCAAGUCACUAAAUAUGUUUACGCCAAUACUAAUCUGUUAAAUCAAGUUUUUGGAGCCACUGUGAACAUCAGCAACAGAGAUUUGGUAGUCUCAGAGAUAGAACGAUUGAUUCAAGUUUAUGAAAAAGAGAUGGACAAUUUAAGCAUAACAUUUACGGGACACAGCUUAGGAGCUGCUCUUGCAACCUUGAGCGCCUAUGAUAUCAAACAAAUGCUUUGCACCAAGCAUAAUUUUCAUCAAAUUCCCGUCACCGUCUUCGCUUUUGCCUCUCCCCGGGUGGGAAAUCUUGCGUUUGCUAAACGGGUGGAGGAGAUUGGAGUGAAAGUGCUGAGGUUUGUGAACAAGCGUGACCUGGUUCCCAAAGUGCCCGGAGUUUGUAUGAACGAGAACGUGGGAUGCCUCAGCAAAUUGCUGCAUUGGCUUCCGUGGACAUACUUUCAUGUUGGCGUCGAGCUUCCUUUACACAACAAUUCUCCAUUCAUUCAGCACACCCAUAAUCUUGCCUACUUUCAUAAUUUAGAGCUUUACUUGCAUUUACUGGACAGGUACGUUGGAAGUAAGCAGCCGUUUUCUUGGAGUGGAAGAGAUCAUGCUCUGGUUAAUAAGAGCUGUGAUUUAUUGCGCGAGAUAUAUGAAAUUCCUCCAAAAUGGUGGCAGGAACAGAACAAGGGCCUCGUUAAAGGUCCAGAUGGCAAAUGGACGCAGCCAUCAGAAGAGGAAUAA